Molecule: messenger RNA, 3111 nt
Organism: Xiphophorus couchianus (Monterrey platyfish)
Lineage: Eukaryota; Metazoa; Chordata; Actinopteri; Cyprinodontiformes; Poeciliidae
Gene: gle1
Product: GLE1 RNA export mediator
Exons: 15
Coding region: 91-2277 (728 amino acids)
Biological process (GO): poly(A)+ mRNA export from nucleus
Cellular component (GO): cytoplasm; nuclear pore; nuclear pore cytoplasmic filaments
Molecular function (GO): phospholipid binding; translation initiation factor binding; inositol hexakisphosphate binding
Source: RefSeq, a predicted model, not a curated record
UUUCCGAUCGGACUGAGUUUUUGUGUGAGUCUGUUUGGCGCUUGCUGCUGUUAGCCACAGACCGUCGGUAUCAUUUUUGUUUGUUUAACGAUGCCUUCAGAAAAUCUACGAUGGGAAACUUUAGAGGCCUUAAAAAAUUCACCAAAAGGACAAGUGACCUUCGACCCCUACUGGUCAGAGAGAGGAGAGCAUAUUUUGGCUGGGUGUAAAGAGACCCCCAGCUUGUCCACCCACUCUGCGGUCAUAUUGGAGCGAAUCGACUCUCGGUCGCUGAACAAGUCGUCCUUCUUGGACUCCAGCUCCAUUGACUUUGAGGAGAAGCCUGCCUCUGUUUCCUCCUCGGAAUCCAAAGCAGAUCUCAACAGCAAGAUCAGCUCUCUUUCUUCAACUCCGUCUCUGAAAAAUCAACCAAAAGAUGUUCCCGAGUCGCUACCAAAGCUUAGCAUGCUCCCUGCGCUUAACGAUGAGACGAGAGGUGAAAGUCCAGAGGAAAGAGAGGAUGUCAGCGAAGUUCCCGCUCCUCCUUCCCCACCCGCCAUUUCCUUGCUGUCGCCCAGAGCCAUGGAGACGGCCGGCCACAUCAUCCGCUUCCAGAAGAAGCAGCAAGAGAAGGCCAAGGUGGCGCUCCAAGAGCGGCAAUCGUUGCAGGAGAAGCUGGUGGAGUCGGUGGCGAGCACCGAGUUGGAGCACCUGAAGCGCUUCGAGGAGCUGAGGGAGCUGAAGCAGAGGCAGGAGUUCCAGAGUAUUCGGGACAUGAUGGACAGAGAGACCAAAGAGCUCAUGGGGCGCCAGGAGAAGCUGAAGGAAGAGCAGCGGCACCGAAUAAAGAUCCUGAACCUUCGCGUGAGGGAGCUGGAGCAGCAGCGCCACCGUGAGGCGGAGCUGGAGAAGCAGAGGCAGGCGGAGGGCAGGGAGAGGCUGCGGAGCCUCAACAGCAUCCAGGAGGAGAUCCUGCAGCUCAACCAGCUGCUGGAGCCGUCCGCCCAGACCAACGCUCACCUUCCGGCGGCCAGCCUCGCCUCACACAGCCUCCGCGGCAACCAGCUGUGCUCCCAGGUGUCGGAGGUCGUGAGAAAGACUGCAGAGGGAGAGUUUCCCAGCGUGGAGGACAUGGCUGUGGCGGAGCGAGCGCUCUGCGAGAUGAGGUCGGUGAUCCGGCAGAUGGAGGAGGAGGCGGCCAGGGUUCAGGAGAAGAAGAAGAAGGAUCAGGAGCAGGAAGAAGAGCGCAGGAAGCAGGAGGUUCUGCAGGCGCAGCAGGAGGCGCAGAAGAAGGCGGAGCAGGCAGCCAAAGAGAAGGCGCAGAAAAAAGGGUUGCAGAACAACGCAGAAGAGAGCACCAUGAAGUGGUACAAGGAGCUGCAGAACUCGGCCGCUCAGUGCGCUCAGUCCUUCGAACAACUCAACUCUCCCAAAGACGCUCAGACGAAGAAGCUGAAGCUGGAGCUGCAGAAAGCCGCCACCAUCCCCGUCAGCCAGAUCUCCACCAACUCCGGGUCGCAGCUCCGGGAGAUCUUCGACAGGAUCGACAAGCUGCUGUCGGGACGGGCCGUGGUGUCCGGCGGGAAGUCCGUCUCCGCCUCCCAGCAUCCUCAGGGCCUGGAGUUCGUCGGCUACAAGCUGGCGGAGAAGUUUGUGAAACAAGGUGAGGAAGAGGUGGCGUCCCACCAUGAAGCCGCCUUCCCCAUCGGCGUGGUGGCCUCCGGCAUCUGGGAGCUGCACCCCCAGGUGGGAGACCUCAUCCUGGCUCACCUGCAUAAGAAGUGCCCAUAUUCGGUCCCACACUACCCCCCAAUGAAGGACGGCACGCCUGUGGAUGAAUACCAGAAGAUUCUGGGUUACCGUGUGGAUGACUGUGGGGUCGAAGGUCAGGACAGUUUUCUGAAGCGGAUGUCUGGGAUGAUCCGUCUCUACGCCGCUGUGAUCCAGCUGAGGUGGCCCUACGGCUCUAAGCAGGGGUCUGUUCCUCACGGGCUGAACCACGGCUGGCGCUGGCUGGCCCAGAUGCUCAACAUGGAGCCUCUGGCUGACAUCACAGCAACGCUGCUCUUCGACUUCCUGGAGGUUUGUGGCAACGCCUUGAUGAAGCAGUACCAGGGUCAGUUCUGGAAGCUCAUCCUGCUGCUGAAAGACGAGUAUUUCCCCAGGAUCGAAGCGGUGACCAGCAGUGGAGAAAUGGGCUCCGUCAUCAGGCUGAAGCAGUUCCUCGAGAUGUCACUGCAGAGCCGACAGAUCAGCCCGCCCAAAGGCCAGCUGAGCGCCACCUUCUGGAGAUCCUGAUGAACGACGUUCUCAUGGACUUUUAGUUUUUGAGUUUUAGAUUUGAGAAUCCUGGAUUUAUCUCAUAGAUGAACCUAAAAAAUGAGGAUUUCCCCGUGCCGUUUGCACCACCCUGCUGUUGAAUCGUGUCCCUGGAGACCGGAAAACGUCUGUAUCAUCGUUUUUUAGUUUUAAUUUUAUUUUCUCCAGACUCACUUCUAGGACACGAUGAAUUUGGACAUUUAAACACCAACACAGCCGUCCUGCAAACAGCUCGUCCAGUCUUAUGUGCACUGAUUUAUUUUUUUAUCUAUGUGCAGCAUCACAUCAAGAUUUAAAUCUCUUAUUAGUAUUUUUAUUGUUAACCUGAUGUUAGCUCUUGCCAUCAUUUCAGCCUCAUUAAUCACUGUUCAAAUCAAAUAAGUGUUUUUGUGAAAUUUGAACUUAUGUUAUGAAUCCACUGUGUGGAACUGAGAGAUGCUGUUUUAUUACAGAAAUACUUCUAUACUGGAAAAUGAAACAGAAAUCUGGCUUUUUGUAUUUCUGUAAGUGAAAAAGCUGAAGCCAAUUGUAUUUAUGUAUAAUUUGUCCUGAAUGUCUGAUUACAAAUCAGCGCCUGAACAAAUGUAAUCUACAGAAAUCAGAACCUGAGCCGCAGUUUUUCUGUUGAAAUACAUUUUUUCAGCUGCAAAUCUCAUUUUUUCCAUUGGGAGUUAAAAUGUAUGAGGGCAACACAUUAGGCAUCCUUGAUCUUGAAAGAAAAAAGUCAAAGAUUCUUUCUGCAUAUCUUAUUUAAAUGAAGCAUCUGUAAAUUUUGAUGGAAACAUCAAGAUGAAAUAAAAUCUCAAUGCUCAA